AUGGUCCGAGACACCAUGGUUGCCGCAGUGAAGCCGGUCCCAUGCACAGUGUACGAAUACUACGAACCAAGUAACCAGAUGACAGUGUUUUACGUUCCUCUGAAAGCGAAGAACUCAAACAUUUGUGACGUGUGCGGACUAGAAUGUGGCUGUGUGGGGGGAAACGACCGGAUGUGGAUGCCCAUGUUUCCGGAAAACUUAAAAACGGGAAGCUACAGCGGGAGCCUUACUGUGACUAAGGAUGGAAUAAGGGUUGGAAGCACUUAUUUCCAUGUGCUUGUAGAAGGCGAUUCCGAAGACAGGCAAUACCCUCUAGUACAGACGGACAAAGGCAUCUACAAGGCUGGACAAACAGUUCAUUUCCGAAUUCUGGUCAUAAACGAACAACGGAGAGUGGUACAGGACACAUUCACCAUAGACAUAUUCGACGCGGAUUCCAAUCGCGUGCGUCGCUGGGCCAACGUCACGGAUAGUAGCGGCGUUUACGUCGGUAAAAUGGAAAUGUCCAAUUAUCCUGUUCUUGGGGAAUGGACUAUUCUAGUUUCAAAUGAGAAAUAUAGCCAAACCACAAAGUUUGAUGUUGAAGAAUUUGAGCUUCCGAAAUUUGAUGUGGAGUUAGAUUUCCCAAAACAAGUUGCCACGGCGUCGGAUGACUCCUUAAAAGGAAAGGUUUCGGCUCUGUAUACGUUUGGAACUGGAGUGUCUGGUGACCUGGAGUUAACAUUAAAGUACUCAAUCUACAGUGUAGUAAAACAUUUCAAGGUUAAAGAUGGCUCUGUUGAUAUAUACUUGCCAUUUAGAGAACUAGCAUCAGACUUCCAAAAGUCAUAUGUUGCUCGGCGGAUAUUUAAUGCCUCUAAUGGAUAUUACAACAGCGUGCUACGUUUAGAAAUCCAUGCCAAUGUUGUGGAAGAUGUAACGGGAGUGAAUAUGUCCGCAGAAUCCUACCUUAACGUCAAAGUAUACGACGUUGCCUUCCAACCUACGUUCAAGAAGAAAUUUCACGUUGGACAAGACAUAGACAUUUCGGGGGACGUUACUUCAUAUAUGGGUGACCCCUACCCAGGAGUGGCAUCGGCGGAUAUAGAUCUAUGGGUUGAAGUGAAGCUUUACCUAAUAAAUCGUAGUUGGGUCGUCAUUCGCAAAUUUGCAAGGAUUGAUAUUGACAAAGACAACAAAAUCAGCUACACUGUUGAAGGGGAAGAUUUACAAUUAAAUGUGUCAUAUAUCUACAUGAAGGUUGUUUCAAACGGAUGGUAUAUUGAUGAAGGAGAAUGGUUUGACCUUUCUGAAGGUCAAGCGAAGGAAUUCACUGUCAAAGCAACAAAGGAGAUGAGACCAAACUUUGUGGUCAUGGCGUGGUCCUUGAGAGCAGUACAAACACGUAUAUCCUUCGAUAAAAAGGAGGUGCGGCCAGGUGAUGAUGCCAAUAUUCAUCUUCAAGGCAACGCGGGUUCUAACUUCUACCUGUUAACAGUGGACAAAAGCAUUCUGAUUCUCGAUCCAGGCAAUGAUAUCACGGAGGAAAUCCUGCUUUUAGCAGACAAUAUGAAAAAGGCCACUACACUUGAUGAUUCGUCGUUUUACAACAUACUUCGUUCUGUGUGGCUCAAUUACCACGGAAUUUCAUUAAGAGAAGGAACAGUGACCACACCAUAUAGUUUUUCAUCAUCAGUUUAUGAAAGUAGUACGGUUCAUGCCUCAACAACUUCUCCAGUAUUACCAACAUCGACGACCACUCGACAACCGGAAAAUAAAGAAAAGCAAGUGACCCUUCGCAAGAAAUUCCCCGACACGUGGCUAUUCAACAAUGUUUCGUCAGGCGAGACGGGUAUUGCUGAGUUUACUGCAACAGCUCCUGAUACAAUCACCACUUGGGUGGCUACGUGCUUUGCUAUUGAUGGAAAAUCACGUUUGUCUGUAGCAGUUACCCGAGCAGAGUUGCGGGUGUUCCUGCCCUUCUUUGUAAGUGUUCAGCUACCCUUUUCCGUUAUCCGCAAUGAGCAAGUUGUAAUACAAGCAAACGUGUUCAACUAUCACAAGGAAGAUCUCUAUAUUCUCGUCACAUUGAAGCAAAGUGACUCGUUCAGGGGACUUGCUGUUUCCAAACGUGGAAAAAGUUUGAAACUGAAAGAAAAAUGUGGAAACAAUGUCAUGUGUAUUUUGGCGAAAUCAGGAAGGGCAACCCCUGCAUUUUUCCCGAUAGUUCCUUUAGAAAUCGGAGACAUCAAAUUGAAAAUUACGGUCGACUCCAAAGUAGCUAAAGACACCGUGGUAAAGAAACUGCGAGUGGAACCGGAAGGAAUGGAACAAAGUGUGGCAUAUCCAGUCCUUAUUGACCUGACCCAGACAAACACAUUCGACUACAGUUUUCAUCUUGCAUAUCCCCCAAAUGUAGUUGAAGGAUCCGAGCGCAUGCAACUCACUUUGAAUGGUGAUAUAAUGGGGCCUACAAUCGACAACCUAGACAGGCUUGUAACACAGCCUUACGGCUGCGGAGAGCAGAAUAUGAUAUCCACAGCCCCGUCUGUGUUCGUAAUAGAAUACCUAACUGCUGUCGGCCGCUCAGACGCUGAUCUUGAAAAACUGACAGAAAGCUAUAUUAGAAUAGGAAUACAGCGUGAGAUGAAUUACAAACACCCGGACUGGUCGUUUAGUGCUUGGGGCGGGUCCGGAUCAGGAAGUUCAUGGUUAACUUCAUUUGUUCUGAAGGUUUUCUCAAUGGCGACCUUUUACGUCGACGUCGAAGACCGCAUAAUAACCUUACCGAGCGCGUAUCUACUUUCAAUUCAAAACGAUGACGGAAGUUUUCCAGAACGUGGAAACGUAAUCCAUCGAGAAAUGCAGGGAGGAUCACAUGGAUCAGUAGAAAGAAUGACUGCGUACGUUUUGAUAGCUUUGAUGGAAGCUAGAGAAGCCGGAGAAGUCACAAUCCAGUUUGAUACAGAUCAGAAAAGGAAACUAGUAACAGGAAUAGCAAAUGGACUAAGGUAUCUUGAAGGAAAACUAGAAACAAUAAAAUCUGACUUCACGCUCGCCAUUACCACAUAUGCACUUGGACUUGGAAAAUCUGGAAAGGCCUCCGUUGCUUUACAGAUGUUGAAGAGCAGAGCAAAGUCCUUAGGCGGUAAUGAUAUGCUCUACUGGGAGGAGACGGCGCCUGUCCCCUCAAAAUACCACUUUGGGCCUUCUACAACGGCAGUGUCAAUUGAAAUGACAGCGUACGCUCUUCUUGCACUUUCAAAGGCCGAUGACAAAGUGGACGGAGCACGUAUCAACAAAUGGCUUAUUGGUCAACGUAGUCCUUACGGUGGAUUCAUUUCUUCCCAGGACACGGUGAUUGGACUCGAGGCACUCGCUGCAUUUGGGGCACUCAUGAAGUCACCGCCUGCUGACAUGACUAUCUGGGUCUCGAAGGCCGAGCGUAAAAAUAAACUAAAAUUCCGAAUAACGCCGGAAAAUGAAAUGGUGCUGCAAACAGCUGCUCUUUCGGCAGAUACCAGCGAACUCAAGGUGCAAGCAAUUGGGCAUUCGAAAGCCAUAAUAACGGUAUCGCUGUUCUACAAUAUAUUCAUGGACCUUGAAGAUCAAGAUCUUCGUCUGGAGGUUGAUGUUGUAAAAGAGUCGGUAAACGGUUUUACGGUUCGUUCUUGUAUAAGUUGGUUGGAAGACGACAUUAGCGGCAUGGUCGUUGCUGAGAUAGGAAUUCCUUCAGGAUUUAAAGCAUACAGAUACGGAAUAGCUGGACAUGAGCUGCUUAUGCGAUCAGAAAUUGAAGAGAAAAAAGUUGUUUUGUAUUUUGAUGAGAUUACCCAGGCGAAGGUAUGUGUGGACAUUAACAUGGUCCGAGACACUAUGGUGGCCUCAGUGAAGAAGGUCCCAUGCAAAGUGUAUGAAUACUACGAACCAAGUAACGAGAUGACAGUUUUUUAUGCUCCUCUGUCAGCUAAGAACUCAAAUAUCUGUGACGUGUGCGGGAUACAAUGUGGUUGCGUGGGAGGAAACGACAACACGAUGAUGCCAAUUAAUACUGUAAUGCACCAGUCAAUUGUAAACAAGCCCCCCUCCCAGGUCUGGGAAAUAGCGGGGACAUUGACUUUCGGUCCAGUCAACCCCGGGUACAUCCCCGCCUUGUGGGACGAACUGACAAUCCCCGGCAAAUGCCCCGCAUCCCAGGAGCUCUAG
Messenger RNA from Mya arenaria, 4185 nucleotides. RefSeq names its product CD109 antigen-like. The record is from RefSeq and is a predicted model, not a curated record. Gene Ontology annotation, cellular component: extracellular region. The coding region runs from base 1 to 4185 and encodes 1394 amino acids. Gene Ontology annotation, molecular function: endopeptidase inhibitor activity. The transcript is spliced from 34 exons. NCBI's taxonomy places the organism in Eukaryota, Metazoa, Mollusca, Bivalvia, Myida, Myidae.